AUGUUUCCAUUCACGCGAUCUCUUUUCCGACUCUUGAGCCCCACUUCUGCCCACUACCAGAGAAGCAGCCUCCAAAGCUCGCCACGGCCAAUUCUCCGCCAGCCAUUACGGCAUUCACCACAAGUGCUACGUUUCCGAUGUCUACACGCCUCGCAAGUCCGUGUCCAAGCAUCCAGCCCCCCGAAGUCCCGCGACCGCGGUCCGAAGAGUAACGAGGACACCCAAACCGACUUCGGCGCCCUAGACAUCCUGCGCAACACAGCUGCGCCUGCGACGGCAAUUGAUGCAUGUACUAACGACGGCUUCGCGCUCAACAAUCAGAUGCGGGUAAGCGGGAGCGGCAUACUUCUCGUUGGCGGCGAGGCAUUUCGAUGGCGGCCCUGGUCAAGCGACGAGAAGCUAAAAAACGCGAAGGGGCAGUGGGAGGUGCAGAAUGGUGCGUGGGGUGUGCUGGAGUUGGUGUGGCCGAAACCUGACCUUUUGAUCAUUGGGACCGGCCCUCAGGUGGCUCCCAUUUCGCCCUCGGUGCGGACAUAUUUAAGUGAUCUCGGCAUUCGGAUCGAUAUUCAGGAUACUAGGAAUGCUGCGGCGCAGUUCAACCUCCUGGCGACUGAACGGGGUGUCUCGCAAGUUGCCGCUGCGCUGAUACCAGUUGGUUGGAAAGAAGGGAGGUGA
Messenger RNA from Lindgomyces ingoldianus, 675 nucleotides. RefSeq lists its product as uncharacterized. Lineage: Eukaryota; Fungi; Ascomycota; Dothideomycetes; Pleosporales; Lindgomycetaceae. Gene Ontology annotation, cellular component: mitochondrial inner membrane. The record is from RefSeq and is a predicted model, not a curated record. The coding region runs from base 1 to 675 and encodes 224 amino acids. Gene Ontology annotation, biological process: mitochondrial respiratory chain complex I assembly. The transcript is spliced from 2 exons.